CCAUUGUUAUAUGCUAGCAGACAUAUCUUGGUUUCUUCUCAGUGACGGAGUUAACACAAAAAUAACCGACUGAGCUUUAAUAAGCGAAGGCAUGGCGACAUUACACAGCCUUCUUGGCUUAGCGUGGAUAGACGGCAGGAGCAUUUUAAUUGUUUUGUGUGUUCUUCUGCUUUCGAUUGAAGUUUUGAAGAACAGAGUGCCGAAAAACUUUCCUCCCGGACCGUGGGCUCUGCCUUUCAUUGGUGACCUUCACCGCAUCAAACCUGACAGAAUUCAUCUGCAGUUCGCAGAGUUUGCAGAGAAAUAUGGAAACAUAUUCAGCCUUCGAAUCUUUGGUCAAAGAACUGUGAUCAUUCAUGGCUACAAGCUUGUCAAAGAAGCCCUGAUCCAACGAGGAGAAGACUUCAUGGAUCGUCCCAGCUUACCAAUUUUUGAAGAAUUAGUUGGGAAUAAAGGUCUUGUGGCUUCAAAUGGUUAUCCAUGGAAGCGGCAAAGGAGAUUUGCUCUUCAUACACUCAGAAACUUUGGUCUGGGCAAGAAGACCCUGGAGUUAUCCAUCCAGCAGGAGUGCCAGUAUCUCACAGAGGCUUUUGCAGAUCACCAAGGAAAGCCUUUUAAUACCCAGUCUCUGUUAAACAAGGCUGUGUCCAACAUCAUUUGCUGUUUGGUGUUUGGGAAUCGAUUUGAGUACACUGAUGAGCAGUUCCAGUCUAUUCUACAGCUCUUCCACGACAUAGUGGACUUGCAAGGAAGUCUGUGGGCACAGGUUUACAACACAUUGCCAUGGCUGAUGAAGUGGCUGCCUGGACCUCACCGAAAGAUAUUCACUCUGACCCAAAAGAUAAUUGACUUUGUGGAAAUCAGGAUCAAAGAACACAGAGAAAACCUCAACCUUUCGUUACCAAGAGACUACAUCGAUGCUUUUCUCAUAGAAAUGGGGGAAAAGGAGGAUGAAGACUCUGGUUUUAGUCUCAGAAAUUUGUGUUUUUGUACCCUGGACCUGUUUGGUGCUGGAACUGAAACUACUACCACCACUUUACACUGGGGACUGCUAUACAUGAUCUACUACCCUGACAUUCAAAAAAAAGUCCAGGCUGAAAUCGACGCUGUGGUCGGUUCAUCCAGACUGCCCUCUCUGACUGACCGAGAAAACAUGCCCUAUACUGAUGCAGUCAUCCAUGAGAUCCAGAGAAUGGGCAACAUCGUUCCCCUCAAUGUGGCCCAUGUAGCAAACAAGGACACUACAGUGGAUAAGUACACAAUCCCAAAGGGUACAAUGAUCUUACCUGCUCUUCACUCGGUCUUAAAUGACAAGACGAUGUGGGAAACUCCAGACUCCUUCAACCCUCAACACUUUCUGGACCAGGAUGGUAAAUUCAGGAGGAGGGAGGCCUUCAUUCCUUUUUCUAUGGGUAAGCGUUCAUGUCUCGGGGAACAGUUGGCCCGGAUGGAGUUAUUCCUGUUUUUCACCUCCCUCCUUCAGAGGUUUUCCUUCUCUGCACCUGCCGGAGAGCAGCCCAGUCUGGAGUUCAAGUUAGGAGUCACUCGCAGUCCCAAACCUUACCUCCUCUGUGCUGUGCCACAUUAAACCACAAGUCCUCCUGAUUGGAGCACAUAUUUUUCUCAGCACUUAAUCACUCUCUUCCUAAUAUCUGCGAUAUUACUAUUUUUCUAGAAUAAUGUGAAUUCUUAUUUCCUCUCAGCCACUGUGCCUUAUCAAUUAAUAUUUAUAUAUUAUUAAAUCACUGUAUUAAAAUAUGUAGAGCAUUUUUAUUUUAUUUUAUUUUUUUUAAAUGUCUGGGAACACUUUCUUAAAGUUCUUUCCACUGAACAUUAAAUUAAAUUUGUCACACCUGCCUCAGACUUGAUGUGCUCAAAUAAAUUACAUUACCAUUAAGGUUUGUGUUUAAAUGUACAAUGCAGGUUCAAACUGGGGUGUGAGAGGUGGGGGUGCUGUUUAUCUGUUUGAGAACAUAUGAUGUAAUCGGGAUAUAUACGCUGUGUUUUGUGAAAAUGAAUUUUCAAUAAACAA
Messenger RNA from Archocentrus centrarchus (flier cichlid), 2032 nucleotides. RefSeq names its product cytochrome P450 2J6-like. Bases 92 to 1588 code for a protein of 498 amino acids. The record is from RefSeq and is a predicted model, not a curated record. Lineage: Eukaryota; Metazoa; Chordata; Actinopteri; Cichliformes; Cichlidae. Gene Ontology annotation, cellular component: intracellular membrane-bounded organelle; cytoplasm. Gene Ontology annotation, biological process: xenobiotic metabolic process. The transcript is spliced from 9 exons. Gene Ontology annotation, molecular function: heme binding; iron ion binding; oxidoreductase activity, acting on paired donors, with incorporation or reduction of molecular oxygen, reduced flavin or flavoprotein as one donor, and incorporation of one atom of oxygen.